AUGUUACCGAGCAACAGCCUGUGGUCACCACCUCAAAUAGUUACCGAGAAUGGUGUAACUGUCAAAGAUGUUGUUCCUCGUUCCAUUUGGGACGGCAGCCAUUUAGAUGAUGACGAUUGUAUCUGUGGAUGCGAAUGUUGUAAAUGUAAUUGCUGUGCAAGUUGUACAGAUUGGUUUGUUCGCGAUCCCUUUGGUAUUGCGUGCGGUAUAACUACCUGGCUCUUAUUUUUAUUUGGUGAAUUUGUCGUUGUAUUUGUUAUUCUUCCCACGUACAGUGGUCCAAUGAGAUGGGGAAAUAUCAUUUUAUUUCACUUUCUUGCCCUAUUUGCUGUUAUGUCACAUCUACGGGCUAUGUUUAGUGAUCCGGGCACCGUCACACUAAAUAAUGCCACGAAAGAAAAUCUGUUAAAAUAUGCACGAGGUACCGUUCUUCACAGAUGUCCAAUGUGUGUACAACGAAUGGAUCAUCAUUUGUAUACAUUUUUAAUCUCUCUACACGCAAUAAUAUUGAUUAUAUAUCAUUUGUAUACAUGCGUCAGCUCCGACUGGACAGCUUGUAAAUAUUGGAGUCCACCAGCCACAAUUAUAUUUAUAAUCUUUCUAGCAUUUGAAGGUCUGAGUUUUGGUAUAUUUACGAUGAUUAUGUUUUGUUCACAAGUAUGGUCGAUUUAUACUGAUGUAACGGCCAUUGAAUCACUAAAAAAAGAAUAUACAGGCAAACGUCAAUCAUUUAUUAGUGCUCUAAAAAUUGUAUUUGGAACACAAUUUGGUAUUCACUGGUUGAACCCGUUUUUUCCACCAACGCAUCAUUUAAUAAUUAAUAAUGAAGAAUGUGUACUAAUUGAUGUGUAA
Molecule: messenger RNA, 852 nt
Organism: Didymodactylos carnosus
Lineage: Eukaryota; Metazoa; Rotifera; Eurotatoria; Philodinida; Philodinidae
Source: the annotation of a GenBank genome assembly